GCUCCUCCUCGCGACGACGUGUUGCGUCGUUGGGUGCCUCGCCGCCGCACACCGCCGUGCGCUCGACGAGGCGGCGAUGAAGAGCGGCCCGCUGCCGACCGCGAUGGUGCGUGAGGUGCCGCGCAAGGGGGAGGGCGCGGCGCAGGCGUACACCGUCGCCGCAGCGGGCGAGGGCAAGGAGUGGGAGCCCAUCCGCAUCGUGGUGUCGAUGGAGGAUCUGAAGGACGCAAGUAAAUACUGCACCAAAGAAGACGAAAAGAAACCCAACUUCAAGGGGCAAGAGUUGAAGUGCAGGAAGGAUGAAGUUCUGACCGCGGAUUGGAACAGAACCCUGGUGAACGAGGUCAUCCCCGUGGCUCUCAAGCUGCACGCGGAGCGUCUGCUCGUUCGACGCCUGAAGACUCCGCUGAAGGUGCCCAAGUUCACAGAGGAGCAUGGGUUUUGCCAGUACUUCAAGGUCCCCGAAGGGCACCAAAGUGCGGGGGUUGAGAAUGCGGACAUGGUGCUCUACGUGGCUGCCAGGUCUAAUUACGGGGAGUGGGGUCUCCCGUGUGCGUUUGGGACGGAUGGUCGUCCAAUUGCCGCUGCCCUGCAUCUGCUGCCUUUUCAAACAUUUUCCGUCAUGCACGCCUCU
Molecule: messenger RNA, 634 nt
Organism: Trypanosoma conorhini
Lineage: Eukaryota; Euglenozoa; Kinetoplastea; Trypanosomatida; Trypanosomatidae
Product: surface protease GP63
Exons: 1
Biological process (GO): proteolysis; cell adhesion
Cellular component (GO): cytoplasm; membrane
Molecular function (GO): metalloendopeptidase activity
Source: RefSeq, a predicted model, not a curated record